GCCGACUCUCCCCUCGGCUCCACUCCGAGGAGGAACCCGGUGCCCCCGGCUGAUCGGUUCCAAUUACGCUACCCCAAGAUGGAGGUCCGCAGAUGGCGCGGCUAGCGCUCACCGAGUCACCGCAACAGUCCGAGUGGCUUUCAUGACGCUUUUGUCAGGGCGACAGUGAUUGUGUGGCAUUUUUAUUUUUCCAUUUUGGAGGAGUUCUAUUCGGGAGAUACUAAGCUCCAGGUUCGGGUUGAGAGGCAGCCAUGAGCUCCGGAGAAGAAGCGGAGGAGACGACGAAGGACGCCGGUGAUAUAGAGGCGUUCUGUAAGACCGACGGAUCCCUCCCUAAAGAAUCAAAAGGAGAUGUGUCGAGCCAGAAAGCAGGCUUUAGAAGAAAUGAGGAGAUGAGAGCAAUGGAGGUGCUUCCCAUCCUCAAAGAGAAAGUUGCCUUUCUGUCAGGUGGAAGAGACAGACGGGGCGGCCCAGUAUUAACGUUUCCCUCACGCAGUAACCACGACAGAAUACGAGCCGACGACCUGAGGAGACUGAUCGCCUACCUCGCCGGCAUCCCCAGCGAGGAGGUGUGCAAACAUGGCUUCACGGUCAUUGUUGACAUGCGUGGCUCCAAGUGGGACAGCAUCAAGCCUCUGUUGAAGAUCCUGCAGGAGUCCUUCCCGUCCUGCAUCCACGUUGCACUCAUCAUCAAACCGGAUAACUUCUGGCAGAAGCAGAGGACCAACUUUGGCAGCUCCAAGUUUGAAUUCGAGACCACCAUGGUGUCACUAGAGGGCUUGACGAAAGUUGUGGACCCCUCCCAGCUGACGUCGGACUUUGACGGCAGCCUGGACUACAACCACGAAGAGUGGAUUGAGGUGCGCGUGGCGUUCGAGGAGUUCUCUGGUCAUGCCACUCAGAUGUUGACUCGACUAGAGGAGAUGCAGGAAACAGUGUCGAGGAAGGAUUUCCCCAAAGACCUGGAGGGAGCCAGGCGGAUGAUAGAAGAACACGCUGCAUUGAAGAAAAAAAUCAUAAAAGCUCCGAUAGAAGAGCUGGAUACUGAAGGACAGAGGUUACUCCAGCGGAUUCAGAGCAGCGAGUCCUUCUCCAACCGUAACAGCAGCAGCAGCGGUGGCGGCGGCGGCGGCAGCAGCAGCAGUAGCAGCGGUGGCAUUUGUAACGCUGACACCCAGGGCCUGGUGCCCCGGAUCACGCAGCUGCUGGACAAGCUGCACUCCACCCGGCAGCGCCUGCACCAGACCUGGCACGUCCGCAAGCUGCAGCUGGAUCAGUGCUUCCAGCUCCGCCUGUUUGAGCAGGACGCAGAGAAGAAUGUGUACGUGAACAUUAAUCGGAUCGUGUCGGUGGGCAGCCGGCUGCUGGAGUCGGGUCACUACGCCUCUCAGCAGAUCAAGCAGAUCUCAGGUCAGCUGGAGCAGGAGUGGAAGGCCUUCGCUGCUGCGCUGGAUGAACGCAGCACACUGUUAGAGAUGUCAGCGAGUUUCCACCAAAAAUGUGACCAGUACAUGAGUAAUGUGGACUCGUGGUGUAAGGCGUGCGGCGAGGUGGACCUGCCCUCUGAGCUGCAAGACCUGGAAGAUGCGAUCCACCAUCACCAAGGCCUUUACGAACACAUCACUACUGCCUAUUCUGAGGUGAGUCAAGACGGAAAAGCCCUGUUGGACAAGCUGCAGCGACCUUUGACCCCGGGCAGCACCGACUCGCUGACGGCGUCUGCCAACUACUCCAAGGCGGGGCACCACGUCCUCGACAUCAUCCACGAGGUGCUGCACCACCAGAGGCAGCUGGAGAACAUCUGGCAGCACCGCAAAGUGCGGCUGCACCAACGGCUGCAGCUCUGCGUGUUUCAGCAGGACGUCCCGCAGGUUUUGGACUGGAUAGAAAACCACGGCGAGGCCUUCCUCAGCAAACACACAGGGGUGGGAAAGUCCCUCCAUCGAGCCCGAGCUCUUCAGAAACGCCAUGAGGACUUUGAGGAAGUGGCUCAGAACACGUACACCAAUGCAGACAAGCUGCUGGAGGCGGCCGAGCAGCUGGCCCAGACGGGAGAGUGCGACCCGGAGGAGAUCUACCAGGCUGCUCACCAGCUCGAAGACCGGAUCCAGGACUUCGUGCGUCGCGUGGAGCAGCGCAAAGUCCUCCUGGACAUGUCUGUGGCCUUCCACACGCACGUCAAAGAGCUGUGGACGUGGCUAGAGGAGCUGCAGAAGGAGCUGCUGGACGACGUUUACGCUGAGUCUGUGGAGGCCGUCCAGGAUCUGAUCAAACGCUUCGGCCAGCAGCAGCAGACCACGCUGCAGGUCACCGUCAAUGUCAUCAAGGAGGGGGAGGACCUCAUCCAGCAGCUCAGGGACUCUGCCAUCUCCAGCAACAAGACACCCCACAACAGCUCCAUCAACCACAUCGAGAGCGUCCUCCAGCAGCUGGACGAGGCCCAGGCGCAGAUGGAGGAGCUCUUCCAGGAGAGAAAGAUCAAACUGGAGCUCUUCCUGCAGCUCCGCAUCUUUGAGAGAGACGCCAUCGACAUCAUCUCUGACCUGGAGUCCUGGAACGAGGAGCUGACGGGUCAGAUGAACGACUUCGACACCGAGGACCUGACGCUGGCCGAGCAGAAGCUGCAGCACCACGCCGACAAGGCCCUCACCAUGAACAACCUCACCUUCGAUGUCAUCCACCAGGGCCAGGAGCUGCUGCAAUACGUCAACGAGGUGCAGGCCUCCGGUGUGGAGUUGUUGUGCGAUCGGGACGUGGACAUGGCCACACGGGUCCAAGACUUGCUGGAGUUCCUGCACGAGAAGCAGCAGGAGCUGGACUUGGCGGCAGAGCAGCACCGCCGCCACCUGGAGCAGUGUGUCCAGCUGAGGCACCUGCAGGCUGAAGUCAAGCAGGUUCUGGGCUGGAUUAGAAAUGGCGAGUCGAUGCUAAAUGCGGGUCUGAUCACAGCCAGUUCUCUGCAGGAAGCAGAGCAGCUGCAGAGAGAACACGAACAGUUUCAACAUGCCAUCGAGAAAACCCAUCAGAGUGCGCUGCAGGUCCAGCAGAAGGCCGAGGCGCUGCUCCAGGCCAACCACUACGACAUGGACCUGAUCAGGGACUGUGCCGAGAACGUGGCGUCUCACUGGCAGCAGCUCAUGCUGAAGAUGGAGGACCGGCUCAAGCUGGUCAACGCCUCGGUGGCCUUCUACAAAACCUCCGAGCAGGUGUGCAGCGUGCUGGAAAGCCUGGAGCAGGAGUACAAGCGAGAGGAGGACUGGUGCGGAGGAGCUGACAAACUGGGACCCAACUGUGAAACGGACCACGUCACUCCCAUGAUUAGCAAGCACCUGGAGCAGAAGGAGGCCUUUCUCAAGGCGUGCACUCUGGCCAGGAGAAACGCAGAUGUCUUCCUGAAGUACAUGCACCGAAACAGCGUCAACAUGCCGGGGAUGCUGAGUCAUGUUAAAGCACCAGAACAGCAGGUGAAAAACAUCCUCAACGAGCUCUUACAGAGGGAGAACCGGGUCCUACAUUUCUGGACUAUGAGGAAACGUCGGCUGGAUCAGUGUCAGCAGUACGUGGUGUUCGAACGCAGCGCCAAACAGGCUCUGGAGUGGAUUCACGACACGGGCGAGUUUUAUUUGUCCACACACACGUCCACUGGCUCCAGCAUCCAUCACACACAGGAGCUCCUGAAGGAGCACGAGGACUUCCACAUCACAGCCAAGCAAACCAAGGAGCGCGUGAAGUUGCUCAUCCAGCUGGCUGACGGUUUCUGUGAGAAAGGCCACAGCCACGCGGCCGACAUCAAGAAAUGGGUGACGGCCGUGGACAAACGUUACAGAGACUUCUCCCUGCGAAUGGACAAGUACCGCUGCAGCCUGGAGAAAGCACUGGGCAUCCCCUCGGACUCUAACAAAGCAAGUAAAGACCUGCAGCUGGACAUCAUCCCGGCCACCGCGCCCGGGUCAGAGGUCAAGCUGAGGGAUGCUGCUGCGCACGAGCUGAACGAGGAAAAACGCAAGUCUGCGCGCAGGAAAGAGUUCAUCAUGGCAGAGCUGAUUCAGACAGAGAAGGCCUACGUGCGAGACCUGCGGGAGUGCAUGGACACGUACCUGUGGGAGAUGACCAGUGGAGUCGAGGAGAUUCCUCCAGGAAUCAUCAACAAGGAGCUGAUCAUCUUUGGAAACAUGCAAGACCUUUAUGAGUUCCACCAACAUAUUUUUCUGAAAGAGUUGGAGAAAUAUGAGCAGCUGCCAGAAGAUGUUGGCCAUUGCUUCGUCACAUGGGCGUCUAAUAUAGAGAACAAACAAGACUGGAUAAAGCACGUCAGGGAGGUGAUCCAGGAGCGCACCAUUCACCUGAGAGGAGCGCUCAAAGAGCCCAUUCAUAUUCCCAAAGCAACUACAGCCAAGCAUCACAAGGGACGAAGGGAUGGAGAGGACUUGGACAGCCAGGGUGAAGGCAGCAGCCAACCAGACACCAUUUCUCUGGCGUCUCGCACCUCCCAGAACACACUGGACAGCGACAAACUCUCCGGCGGCUGCGAGCUGACCGUAGUGAUCCACGACUUCAUGGCCAGCAACAGCAAUGAGCUGACAGUGAGGCGCGGUCAGACCGUGGAGGUUCUGGAGAGGUGUCACGACAAGCCCGACUGGUGCUUGGUCAGGACGACGGACCGCUCCCCAGCCCUGGAGGGCUUGGUUCCCUGCUCGAUGCUCUGCAUCGCCCACUCCAGGUCCUCCAUGGAGAUGGAGGGCAUCUUCAAUCACAAAGACACUCUGUCUGUCUGCAGCAACGACUCCAUUAUGCCAGGUUCUUCUGCUACGCUCCAGCCGGGCCAUGGGAUCGGCUCUCACAGCUCGCCAGGGCCCAAACGACCAGGCAACACACUACGCAAAUGGUUGACCAGUCCGGUGCGCCGGCUGAGCAGCGGCAAGGCAGAUGGCCACGUGAAGAAGCUCGCGCAGAAACACAAGAAGAGCCGCGAGGUGAGGAAGAGCGGGGAGAUGACGAUGGGCUCGCAGAAGGACUCUGAUGACAGUGCGGCCACUCCUCAGGAUGAAACUCUGGAGGAGAGGGUCCGCAACGAGGGCCUGUCGAGCGGCACUCUGUCCAAGUCGAGCUCUUCGGGCAUGCAGAGCUGCGGCGAGGAGGAGGGCGAGGAGGGGGCUGACUCGGUACCUCUUCCUCCACCCAUGGCCAUCCAGCAGCACAGCCUGCUGCAGCCGGACUCACAGGACGACAAGACAUCGUCUCGUCUGUCUGUCCGUCCGUCCAGUUCAGAGACACCGAGUGCCGCUGAGUUGGUGAGCGCCAUCGAGGAGUUGGUCAAAAGCAAGAUGGCUCUGGAGGACCGACCCAGCUCUCUGUCUGUAGAACAGGGGGACAGCAGCUCUCCCUCCUUCAACCCAUCUGAUAACUCCCUCCUGUCCUCCUCCUCACCCAUAGAAGAGAUGGAUGAACGCCGGGCCAGCAUCCUGAAAAGAAGACAUUACGUUCUGCUGGAGCUGGUGGACACAGAGCGAGAGUACGUCCGAGACCUCAGCCUGGUGGUGGACGGCUACAUGAGCAGGAUGAAGGAAGAGGGUCUUCCUGAUGACAUGAAGGGGAAAGAUAAAAUCGUGUUUGGAAACAUCCAUCAGAUCUACGAUUGGCACAAAGACGUCUUCCUCAGGGAGUUGGAGAAAUGUCUGGAAGACCCUGACAGGCUGGGGCCACUCUUUCUCAAACAGGAGCGGAGGUUAACCAUGUAUGUAAUUUACUGUCAAAACAAGCCUAAAUCCGAGCACAUCGUGUCCGAGUACAUCGACACCUACUUUGAGGACCUGAAGCAGCGGCUGGGACACAGGCUGCAGAUCACAGAUUUGCUCAUCAAGCCGGUUCAGAGGAUCAUGAAAUACCAGCUGCUGCUCAAGGAUUUCCUGAAACAUUCUAAAAAAGCAGGGAUAGAGUGUCCAGAUUUAGAGAAAGCUGUGGAGGUCAUGUGCAUUGUGCCAAAAAGAUGCAACGACAUGAUGAACGUGGGCCGACUGCAGGGAUUUGAUGGGAAGAUGGUGGCUCAGGGUCGCCUUUUGCUCCAGGACACGUUUCUGGUGUCUGACCCAGAGGGUGGUCCGCUCGGCCGAAUGAAGGAGAGGAGGGUCUUCCUGUUCGAGCAGCUCGUCAUCUUCAGCGAGCCCCUGGACAAGAAGAAGGGUUUCUCUCUGCCGGGCUUCCUCUACAAGAACAGCAUCAAGGUGAGCUGCCUGGGUCUGGAGGAGAGCGUGGAAGGUGACCCCUGUAAGUUCAUCCUCACUUCUCGGUCCACCAGUGGAGCUGUGGAGACCUUCGUGCUUCACUCCUCCCAUCCUGGAGUGUGUGAGGUUUGGACCCUUCAGAUCAGCCAGAUGCUCGAGAUCCAACGCAACUUCCUCAACGCUCUGAUCUCACCAAUAGAGUACCAGAGGAACCAUGUGGGGGCUGGCGAUGGCCCGUGCCUGACCACCAUGGGAGCUCCAGCUGGAGGUGGCAGCAGCACACCACCUGUAGCCGCAUGUGGAAACAACCAGAGCAGCUCCGUCCCUGCAGGACCCCAGACUGGCUCUCGUCGGCCUUCUAGGAUCCCACAACCCUCCCGACUGCCUCAACCCCUACGCCACCAGCCCGGGGCCGACGCAGAUGGCCCCAACAAAACGUUAGGUUCUUCCCCUCGUCCUGUGCCUCCUCCCCUGCUUCCUUCAGGGGGGAGUCCACAAGGCAAGCUUCCUUCCCAGACCCCAGAGGACCGUGUACAGACCCCCGCACCUGCCACCCCUGUUAACCCUAUUCCUCGUGCCAAAGUCGGGCCUCUGCCCUCCACACCGACCUCCAAAGUUCGGCCAGGAGCCGUGUCCCCCAUCGCCUCACCCCUGGCCACUCCCGCCUUUGGCAAAGAUGUCCUCCCUCCUCCCCCUCCCAGCCCCGGCCAAAAGUCCGGGUCUGGAUUUUGGAGCUCUAUGCCGGGCUCUCCAGCCAGCCGGCCUGGUUCCUUCACCUUCCCUGGGGAGGCAGGAGAGACCCCGGUCCGUCAAAACUCAAACCAGAUCUCAGCUGGCUCAGGGAAUCAAACCCACAGGCACUCCACGCACAGCAAGGAAGCCGAUCGCAUGAGUACCUGCUCAUCAACCAGUGAGCAGUCCAUCCAGUCCACCCAGAGUAACGGGAGUGAAAGUAGCAGCAGCAGUAGCGUAUCCACCAUGUUGGUGACCCAGGACUACAUGGCUCUAAAAGAGGAUGAGAUCAGCGUUAUUCAGGGUGAAGUGGUCCAGAUCUUGGCCAGCAACCAGCAAAACAUGUUCCUGGUGUUCAGGGCGGCUACUGAGCAGGGCCCAGCCGCCGAGGGCUGGAUCCCCGGAUUUGUGCUGGGGCACACCUCGGCCAUUGUCCCCGACUGCUCCGAGGGACCCAUAAAUAGGAAAUCUUCAUCUUGGCACACAUCCCUGCGUAUCCGCAAGAAGUCUGAGAAAAAGGAGAAAGAGGCGAAAAAGGAGACCAAGCUGGAAAACGGUUACAGGAAGUCCAGAGAUGGAUUGGCUAAUAAAGUUUCUGUAAAGCUUCUAAAUCCAAACUUCAUCUAUGAUGCCCCCCCAGAUUUCCUCGUACCUCUGAGUGACGUGACGUGUGACAACGGUGAGAGCGUCACCCUACGAUGUAAGGUUUGCGGUCGACCCCGCGCCACUGUCACCUGGAGAGGACCCAACCAAAGCAGCCUCACCAACAAUGGACACUUCAGCCUCGCCUACAGUGAUGCAGGUGAAGCGACGCUGCGUAUCAUCGGCGCAGCCUCUGAGGAUGACGGUGUUUACACCUGCGUUGCCACGAACGAACUUGGCAGUGUGACAACGUCUGCUAGCCUCAGAGUUUUGGCUGUGUCCACUGAUGGGCGCCGAGUGAGCUGGAAGGACAAUUUUGAGUCUCACUACACCGAGGUGGCUGAACUGGGAAGGGGUCGUUUCUCCGUGGUCAAGCGCUGCGACCACCGUGGCACCAAACGUGCCGUCGCCGUCAAACACGUCAACAAGAAGCUGAUGAAAAGAGACCGGGUGACUCAGGAACUCAACCUGCUACAGAGACUCCAACACCCGCACAUAGUCAGCCUGGUGGACACAUUUGAGACCUUCAGCAGCUACGCUCUAGUCCUGGAGAUGGCUGAUCAGGGCCGUCUGCUGGACUACAUCGUCAGCUGGGGGAACCUGACAGAAGAGAAGGUGGCCUCCUACCUGCGGAAUGUUUUAGAAGCUUUACAUUAUUUGCACAACUGCAGAAUUGUACAUCUGGAUGUAAAACCUGAGAACCUGCUGGUCUCCCACAGCUCCAGCGGCCAGCCGACGGUCAAACUCACGGACUUUGGUGACGCCGUGCAGCUCAACAGCGCCCACUACAUCCACCCUCUGCUGGGCAGCCCCGAGUUCGCCCCCCCAGAGCUGGUCCUGGGAGAUCCCGUGUCGCUGACCUCCGACCUGUGGAGCCUGGGCGUGGUGACCUACGUGCUGCUGAGCGGUGCCUCCCCCUUCCUGGACGAAAGCUCGGAGGAGACCUGCCUGAAUAUCUGCAGGCUGGACUUCAGCUUCCCCAGGGAUUACUUCCAGGGGGUCAGCCAGGGGGCCCGGGACUUCGUCUGCCUGCUGCUGCGCUCCGACCCCAGCAGGAGGCCGCCGGCCGGGCUCUGCCUCCAGGAGGCGUGGCUGCAGGCCGGCCAGGGGGACGGGUGGGCCCGGGCGGAGGGCUGCCUGGACACGGCACGCCUCAUCUCCUUCAUCGACCGGAGGAAACAUCAGACGGACGCACGGCCCAUCGGAGGGGUCCGGAGCUUCAUUCAGAGUCGGCUUCAGUCUCCGGUUUGAGCGAGACCCCCCCCCCCCCCCACUCCGGCUGCCGAGGUUUUACGGUUUACUGUGGAAACAGCUGCUGAUCUCAUCCUCCCUCCUGUCCUGUCAGCGGACACAUGGAUGGAUGCCCUCGUCUACUGCUGCUUGCUAGUUUCAACUCAUUUUAUACCCAAACGAACAAAUCAAAGCGUUACAAAGUAACUUAGAAAAAGACCGAUGAGAGGAGCGGUGUGAGCGAGCCUCGACGACACCGCCAAGAACUCUGAGGUGGAAAGCGUCGGCGCCGACGACUCGCUUCCUCUUCCUGUUUGAUCCGCCGAGGACGGACACUGAACCAGGGACACUUCGGAGAAGCAGUCCAACUGUAAAGAAACGAUGUUUAAGAAAGGAGAAGAAAAACUCAGAGAUCUGAGUGGAGAGGCAGUACAGAAUCCACCGUUGCCCCCCCUCCCCAACAAAGCGUGCUGCGCACAUGUUUAAGCCUUACACUGUAGAGACUCCUGCCUCUCCUUCACUUCCUGCUUCUGGACGGCAGGACUGUCCCAGCUUCCAGCGGCAGAUCAAAGCGGAGGCAGACCUCCCUGUAAAUGCACUUGUCGUGUGUUCUGUUUGAUUCUCAUGUGCAAUGUCGCGGCUUUAACAUUUUAUGCAACUUAUUUAUGAAGACAUCUGUCAUAUCUGGAAUAAAUCUAGAGGAGAAAGUACGCACUUGGUACUGCGAGCACUGCUGGUAGUUUGUGUUUAUUUGAGUGUUUUGGAAAAAAAAGGCCACGAUUUACAAUCAAAUUAUGCUUUGAUCAAAAAUAAUUUAAUACUUUUUGUACUGUUUGCCUGUGUAGUAUUGGUACACCAAAGUCGCUCUAGCUUUAUAGUACUUAAUAAAAAAGUUUGAUUGUUUUACAUGAGUUAGGUGACGCUUGUGGAAUGAUUGUUUACACAAGUAAAAGCAUUCAGGCGGUUUCUUACCGGACUAGACGGGAACACAAAAUUGCGAGAAAAUCCUCAAAUUUUCACGAGGAAAAGUAUGGAGACAAACAAGGGUUCAAGAUGCAAUGACUGUUUUAAGACGAUAAUGUCUUGUAAAUUUUUCAGAUUCAGAAGCGAGCAGCAGGAGGAAAUGGAACAUCAUUGUGUGUUUUGUUUUCUAGCAACUUUGGAAAAACUACCAGUAUGGCCACCCGGUGAGAAAUGCUCAAAUUUUAGUGUCCUUCUUAAAUAACGUUAGAUUUCACAGACUGGAUCAAGAGUUUUUUUUUUAAACUAAAUAAUUAACUUUCUGUAAAUGCACUUGUUGCCAAAUUAAUUUAUCCUCACUCUUUUCAUAAAAUAAGAAUAAAAUAAUCCUAGAAACAAUUUAAAAAAUAAAAUGUUGUAAGAAACCCGUAGAUAAAAAGAUGCAAAGUUCAUUAUGAGUUAAAAAAAAAAAACGAGGCCCUCGUUAUCUUUUUAUUUAUUUUUAAAGUUGUGUACAGACCAUAACAGACAAGGACACUUUGGAUACCUCAGUUUAUUCUUUUCAUUUUUCUCCAUUCUUUUUGUUGCGUUUGUUUGUUAAAUUACAUGUUUGCAAGAUUGUUUUUUUUUUAAUCUUUUUGUACAGAUCAUUUUCCUGUAAAUAAUCUCAUUUUGUCAUCAGAUUAAACAUAAGGAACACAACACACACCCUGCUGGAUAUUUUGUUUGUUUAAUUUGGUUUGUAGUCGUUCUGAGAGUCCAGGGUCCUGCUGGAAGGUAAAUAACAAUAAAAAUUAUGUUCUGUG
Molecule: messenger RNA, 10591 nt
Organism: Austrofundulus limnaeus
Lineage: Eukaryota; Metazoa; Chordata; Actinopteri; Cyprinodontiformes; Rivulidae
Product: triple functional domain protein
Biological process (GO): protein phosphorylation; axon guidance
Cellular component (GO): extrinsic component of membrane; cytoplasm
Molecular function (GO): protein binding; guanyl-nucleotide exchange factor activity; ATP binding
Source: RefSeq, a predicted model, not a curated record